CCCUCGUCAACAUACUCGCACUGUCAGUCUGUCACACAGACCCACGCCUUGCUUCAGAAAAGCGGCGACUCCUGCCGAGCGCCCGAACCGGCGACGCCCGUUGCUCGAUCGUUCCCUCUCAAUUCGCACCGCCGCCUGCGCUCCCGAAAACACGGCCAUGCCGACCCCAAGCGGAGGCGCCGCCGCGCGCCGGCGGGCUGAACCCCAGCCCCGCGUGGACCUGGAGCUGGAGCUCCCGCUCGGCGGCGCGGCGCCGUUCGACCUGGCGGCGGCCGUGUGCAGCCACGGGCUGUUCAUGAUGGCGCCCAACCGGUGGGACCCUGCCACCCGCGCGCUCGUGCGCCCGCUCCGCCUCGCCUCCGACCGCAGCGCGUCCCUCCUCGCUCGCGUCUCCGCCCACCCCGCGCGCCCGGACUCCGCGCUCCUCGUCUCCGUCCGGGGCGCCGGCGACCUCUCCUCGCUCGACCAGUACUACAUCCUCGAGCAAGUGCGGCGGAUGUUGCGGUUGUCGGAGGAGGACGGGGCGGCGGUGGCGGAGUUCCAGGCGAUGCACCCUUCGGCGCGGGAGGCGGGGUUCGGGCGCGUCUUCCGCUCGCCCACGCUGUUCGAGGACAUGGUCAAGUGCAUUCUUCUCUGCAAUUGCCAAUGGACAAGAACCUUGUCAAUGGCUACUGCAUUGUGUGAGCUUCAAUCAGAGCUGAAGCGUUCAUCCAGUAUUGACGAUUUUCAAACCAGGACACCUCCAAUUAGGGAACAUAAAAGGAAGCGCAGCAAGAGGCAGAGUGUUCGUGUCAAGCUAGAAACAAGAUUUGCAGAGGAUAAGUUGGAGGAUCCAAGACUGGCAAGUGGUAGUAGCAAUGAUCUAACACAUUCGGAAACAAACGAAAUUUUGUCUAGCUUGCCCUCUGUUGCAAGUGAAACAGGCAGCGCAUGUGACUCCUUGGAUCCUUCAGAGCUUAGGUUGAGCAAUGCUCCUCACUUGGAAGAUUGCAUCGGUGAUUUUCCCACGCCAGAAGAAUUGGUGAAUCUUGAUGAAGACUUUUUAGCCAAGCAUUGUAAUCUUGGAUAUCGAGCAAAGCGAAUUGUAAUGCUUGUGCGCAGCAUUGUAGAAGGAAAGGUAUGUCUACAGAAACUUGAAGAGAUGCGUAAAAUGUCUGUACCAGCUGCUGAAGAGGUAUCCACGAUCCCAUCACCCUAUGAAAGACUGAAUAAAGAGUUGUCCACUAUCUCUGGAUUUGGCCCUUUCACUCGUGCCAAUGUGCUCAUGUGCAUGGGGUUUUUCCACACGAUUCCUGCUGAUACCGAGACAAUUAGGCAUUUGAAGCAGAUUCAUAAAAGAGCAAGUACCAUCAGUUCUGUUCAUGAGGAAUUAGAUAAACUCUACGGCAAGUAUGCGCCAUUCCAGUUCUUGGCAUACUGGUUCGAGUUAUGGGGCUUCUACGACAAGCAAUUUGGGAAGAUUCGUGAGAUGGAACCAUCCAACUACAGGCUAUUUACUGCAAGCCACUUGAAGAAUACUCGCAAGGAAAAAAAACCACUUGAAGAAAGCAGCGGUGGAUAGUUAGCAAUGCAGGCAUGGCUCGUGAGAAUUAUUUUCUUUUGCAAACAGGAUCAGGACAAAAUCGUUGCUGUUUAGUGUGAUCGUUGUAGUUGCUGAUUGUUCUAUUUAUUGGCACGAUCCAGUGUAAGAAAAAGUUGGUUUUCAAUCUUCGCGCUGCUUCUACAAUGAUAACAAAGUCCUGAAAGUUUCUGAGUUAGUAGCAUUUUCAGAGGGAAACGUGUUCCCAGCUGCUUCUAAUGUUUUGCGGUCGACAUUACAAAGUCUCGCAAAAGAAAUGGAAAUGAAAGGCAGAUUUUG
Messenger RNA from Phragmites australis (common reed), 1858 nucleotides. RefSeq lists its product as uncharacterized. Gene Ontology annotation, cellular component: nucleus. NCBI's taxonomy places the organism in Eukaryota, Viridiplantae, Streptophyta, Magnoliopsida, Poales, Poaceae. Bases 158 to 1561 code for a protein of 467 amino acids. Gene Ontology annotation, molecular function: 8-oxo-7,8-dihydroguanine DNA N-glycosylase activity. Gene Ontology annotation, biological process: DNA repair; base-excision repair, AP site formation. The transcript is spliced from 5 exons. The record is from RefSeq and is a predicted model, not a curated record.